Messenger RNA from Gossypium raimondii (Peruvian cotton), 1500 nucleotides. Its product is annotated as methionine aminopeptidase 1B, chloroplastic. Gene Ontology annotation, biological process: proteolysis. Gene Ontology annotation, molecular function: metalloaminopeptidase activity. Bases 135 to 1253 code for a protein of 372 amino acids. Lineage: Eukaryota; Viridiplantae; Streptophyta; Magnoliopsida; Malvales; Malvaceae. The record is from RefSeq and is a predicted model, not a curated record. The transcript is spliced from 10 exons.
CCCAUCCCAUUCCAUCAUCAAAAAAUCAUCUGCUGUUUUUUUUUUUUGGUUAAAUAAAAAAGAAAAAAUUGAAAAACCCAUAACAUAAACCCUUCUCGUGUGAGUAGUGAGUGAUUGCGAAGCAUUAUCUUGAAAUGGGUUUCUCAGUUUCAGUCUCUCAUGGCCAUGGCCUCUCUUCACAACUCUCAUCUUCAUCAUUGCAUGCCCAACAGUUGUCUUCUUCAUCAUCAAAGUCAACUCUAUUCGUGGGGUUCCCAUUCACUUCCUAUGCUUCUACUCUCCACGGGAAACAGUGCCGUUCUCAACCUCACCUUGUUGUUUAUUCCAAGAGGGUAUCCGGUUUAGAGGAGGCCUUGAGAAUAAGGAGAGAGCGUGAACUUCAGGGUACGACAAAGUUUAGAAGAAGGCCACCUUUAAGACGUGGGAAGGUGUCACCACGUCUUCCCGUGCCUGAUCACAUACCAAAGCCUCCUUAUUUAAGUUCAAAUAUAUUGCCUGAAAUUUCUAGCGAGCAUCAGAUUCAUGAUGCUGAAGGCAUUGCUCAAAUGAGAGCUGCCUGCGAGCUUGCUGCUCGUGUCUUAGACUAUGCAGGGACAUUAGUUAGGCCAUCAGUGACAACAGAUCAAAUUGACAAAGCUGUGCACGAGAUGGUAAUAGAAGCGGGUGCUUAUCCUUCUCCUCUUGGCUAUGGUGGGUUUCCUAAGAGUGUAUGCACUUCGGUUAAUGAGUGCAUGUGCCACGGAAUACCUGAUUCUCGCCAGCUACAGGAUGGAGACAUAAUUAACAUAGACGUCACAGUGUACCUAAAUGGUUAUCAUGGAGACACAUCAAAGACAUUUCUCUGUGGAGAUGUUAGUGGCCCACUACAGCGCCUUGUAACAGUAACUGAAGAAUGCAUGGAGAAAGGUAUAGCUGUUUGCAAGGAUGGUGCUAGUUUAAAAAAAAUAGGAAAAAGAAUAAGUGAGCAUGCAGAAAAAUAUGGUUAUGGAGUGGUGGAGCGUUUUGUUGGGCAUGGUGUUGGGACUGUUUUUCACUCUGAGCCAAUUAUAUUGCAUCACCGCAAUGAAAGUCCUGGCGUCAUGGUUGAAGGUCAAACAUUUACCAUUGAACCAAUUCUUACACUGGGAGGCAUCGAGUGUAACACAUGGCCCGACAACUGGACAACCGUGACUUCUGAUGGCAGCCCUGCUGCACAGUUUGAACAUACCAUCUUAAUCACUAGAACUGGUGCGGAAAUUUUGACAAAAUGUUGAGACUCCAUUGUAUUUGGCACAUGCUUUUCUGUAUCAUGCAUAUAUAGCAAAAGGUGAAGAUUGACUCCCUGGAAAGUGACAUAAUGUAAGCUCGAUGGAAAGCAAUUCAGACGCCAAAGUAAUUGUCUAUUAAAACAACUAUCGUUUGCCUCAGCAUUAACCAUCAUCCAUUGUUCAACAACUUAAGCAUGUUAAACGGGUGUUAUUCCUAUUAGAAAUUGCUCCUCCUGGGGUUUAUUUUUCUUUA